CGUCACGUGACGCGGCCCGGAAGCCGCGAGCCCCGGCAGCUAAGGGGGAUGGCAGGGGCUCCGCGCUGAGGCGAGGACAGGUGGGCUGCGCCGAAGCGGGAGCCGGAGUCGGAGCUCGAGCGCUACCAUGUCCACGCAGAGACUUCGGAACGAGGACUACCAUGACUACAGCUCCACGGACGUGAGCCCAGAGGAGAGCCCAUCCGAAGGCCUAAACAAUUUCUCUUCCCAGGGCUCCUACCAGCGAUUUGGGGAAAGCAACAGCACAACAUGGUUCCAGACUUUGAUCCACCUGUUAAAAGGCAACAUUGGCACUGGACUCCUGGGACUGCCUCUGGCCAUAAAAAAUGCUGGCAUCUUGAUGGGUCCCCUCAGCCUGCUGGUGAUAGGCCUCGUAGCUGUGCACUGCAUGGGUAUCCUGGUGAAAUGUGCUCACCACUUCUGCCGCAGACUGAACAAGCCUUUUGUGGACUAUGGGGAUACAGUGAUGUACGGACUGGAAUCCAGCCCCAGCUCCUGGCUCCGGAACCAUGCACACUGGGGAAGGCACAUUGUGGACUUCUUCCUGAUCGUCACGCAGCUGGGAUUCUGCUGUGUCUACUUUGUCUUUCUGGCUGACAACUUUAAACAGGUGAUAGAAGCAGCCAAUGGGACCACCAACAACUGCCAUAACAAUGAGACAGUAAUUCUGACGCCCACCAUGGACUCGCGACUCUACAUGCUCACCUUCUUGCCCUUCUUGGUGCUGCUGGUUUUUGUCAGGAACCUCCGAGCCCUGUCCAUCUUCUCUCUGUUGGCCAAUAUCACCAUGCUGGUUAGCCUGGUUAUGCUCUACCAGUUCAUUGUCCAGAAUAUCCCAGACCCCAGCCGCCUUCCCUUGGUGGCGCCCUGGAAAACCUACCCUCUGUUCUUUGGCACAGCCAUUUUUGCAUUUGAGGGCAUUGGGAUGGUUCUGCCCCUUGAAAAUAAAAUGAAGGAUCCCCAGAAAUUUCCACUCAUCCUGUACGUGGGAAUGGCCAUCAUCACUGCCCUCUACAUCAGUCUGGGGUGUCUGGGGUACCUGCAGUUUGGAGCUAAUAUCCAAGGGAGCAUAACCCUCAACCUACCCAAUUGCUGGCUGUACCAGUCGGUCAAGCUGCUGUACUCCGUCGGCAUCUUCUUCACCUAUGCCCUCCAGUUCUACGUCCCGGCUGAGAUCAUCAUCCCCUUCUUCGUGUCCCGCGUGCCCGAGCAUUGGGAACUGGUCGUAGACCUGUUCGUGCGCACCAUGCUGGUCUGCAUGACAUGCAUCUUGGCCAUCCUCAUCCCCCGCCUGGACCUGGUCAUCUCUCUGGUGGGGUCCGUGAGCAGCAGUGCGCUGGCCCUCAUCAUUCCACCCCUCCUGGAGAUCACCACCUACUACUCGGAGGGCAUGAGCCCCCUCACCAUCGCCAAGGACGCCCUGAUCAGCAUCCUGGGCUUCGUGGGCUUUGUGGUGGGGACAUAUGAGGCCCUCUAUGAGCUGAUCCAGCCCAGCAAUGCUCCCAUCGUCAUCAACUCUACCGGUGCCUUUGUAUAGCAAUUUGGGUGCAUUCCCUGCAGCUGCCCACCUCACCCACCCUGUGCGUUCCCCAGCACCUGGCCCUAGAGCCUCAGGUAGGGGCCAGGCUCUGGGGAAAGGCAAGGUUGCUGUCGGGGAGCCCCUCCACCUGACACUUCAGUAUCUGGGCCAGGUGGGGCCGAGGGCAGGAGAGAGAGUGGGUAGUGGAUAUGCAGAGGUCACUCUUAGUGGCCGUGCCAUCCCUGUUCAUUUGUACUUAAUUUAACCCAGAACUUUUCAACUUUUUUCCCUCUUGAUGUCUCUUCCCUUACCUGCCCCCCCCUUUUGACCCACCUCACCCAAAUUAUUCCUGUUGCACAGCUCACUUUAUUUAAAAAUCUUAGCACCUCCCACCUCAUGUUUUCUCCUUCCCAGGCCCAGGCCUGGAUUAAAUGAGUGGGAACCCCUACUCCUUAUAAGGCUGGGCCUAUCUCUUUCUCAGACCUCUCCCAAAUAUUUUACCUCAGUAUCCUCCUACCUAUUCAAGUCUCCAGGAGGUGUCUGGACCUACCUAGUAGUUUAAAACCAGGCCCCAAAGCUGGAGCUUUUAAUCUUUACUCUCUCUGGCUUGUGACCAUCGGCAACACCGUGUCCGAUUUCCUCACUUGGGUCACAGUGUUAUGUUCUUAGUUGCUUUAGCUUCUGGAAGAUACCGAGUGCUGCCUAAAUUGAAAAUAUUUAUAUUUUAUUUAAAAUCAGCUUUUGUUUGUAGACUCUGUCUCUAGAUCUGGGGUUAUUGUGACUUGUUCCUUCCUCAGUAAACUUCUGCUAGGCUUCUCCUGCUGAAAAGAAACUUGCUCCAGGAAAUGUGUGCUUAGGUCCUCAGCACUCUUGGCUGAGUACCCCAAAGGUUUUAAUCAGGAUCAUCUCAAUGUGUACCUCUGUGGGGAGGCGUGCACUCUGCCUCCCACUGACCAGCCUGAUUUCAUAUUGAGGAGAUACGAAGGACUCAGGAUAUGUUUGCCAACGCACAAGGCCAAGGAAAGGAUGGCUGAGUGGGAUGUGCUUCUGUCCCCAGGAGGCUUCUAAAAUGGUCACUUUGUGCAUUCAGGCCUGUUUUUCAGCCUCAGUUCCUGACAGGCACAGGGCAUGGUAGCAUUCAGUUGCCAGCAUGUCAGGAAGACACUCACACUUUGCCGUGUUUGAGGAGAUGAGGCCAGUGUGCACAGAGAGCAUGAAAUUAAGUUCAGAGAGUUAAGAAGCAGCUGGUCGGACACUAUGUGUGGUGCUUGGUUGUUUACAAUCAACAGGGGCAGGGCAGAAGCAGUGCCCCGUCCCGAGCUGCCUCCAUGACCUAGACUUCUAAAGGGAACCACUUGGUGUAGGGACUUCGGUCCCCUGUGUUCUAAACACUAAUUGUGACCCCGUCCCUCCCCUGCAUGCCUCAGGGUUGGCUCACCUCAAGGUCAGCCUUCAGAUUUGGGAACAAACUGCAGAGCAAGCAGAGAAAGGUGCAUUGCCUUGCUUUUGGCUGCCUCUUCUCCCCUCUUGGUGUGAGAACUAUUUCAGGAGGGCAUUCAUUAGCUCUCUAUCCCCUGAGCUGUGUGUGUGUGUGUGUGUCUGUGUGUGUGUGUGUGUGUUCAUACACGGAAUAGAGAUGCACUCUCCUCCACCCCGUCCCCAAGCUCUUGCCUCCUUAGAGAUGCAUUCAUCCUGCAAGUUAGAGAGCAGCACAACUUCAUCAAGGGUCUUUUUUUUUUUCU
Molecule: messenger RNA, 3282 nt
Organism: Lontra canadensis (Northern American river otter)
Lineage: Eukaryota; Metazoa; Chordata; Mammalia; Carnivora; Mustelidae
Product: proton-coupled amino acid transporter 1
Exons: 11
Coding region: 128-1558 (476 amino acids)
Biological process (GO): proline transmembrane transport; proton transmembrane transport; glycine transport
Cellular component (GO): vacuolar membrane
Molecular function (GO): L-alanine transmembrane transporter activity; amino acid:proton symporter activity; glycine transmembrane transporter activity
Source: RefSeq, a predicted model, not a curated record